This is a messenger RNA of Cyclopterus lumpus (lumpfish), 8105 nucleotides long. RefSeq lists its product as uncharacterized. The transcript is spliced from 13 exons. The coding region runs from base 297 to 2129 and encodes 610 amino acids. Gene Ontology annotation, biological process: transforming growth factor beta receptor signaling pathway; BMP signaling pathway; regulation of transcription by RNA polymerase II. Gene Ontology annotation, molecular function: I-SMAD binding; DNA-binding transcription factor activity, RNA polymerase II-specific; RNA polymerase II cis-regulatory region sequence-specific DNA binding. Gene Ontology annotation, cellular component: heteromeric SMAD protein complex. Lineage: Eukaryota; Metazoa; Chordata; Actinopteri; Perciformes; Cyclopteridae. The record is from RefSeq and is a predicted model, not a curated record.
ACGACGUCUCCCCUCUAUUGUUAUUGUGGCGUGCGCGAGGGGAACAGACAGGAUGCACGAGUAGACAGUGGGGCUGAUAAAAGGAUAAAACAACCCAGAAACAUCAAGCUAGCGCGGCGUACGAGGAGACAACCGUAGCUCGCUACAGGGCAGCGGGUUAGACACGCAGAGAGGGACCCGGGUCGGGUACAAAGGAGUAUAAACACAGAGCAGGCUGGUCCACACACACAGCACGUACAGCUUUCUUGAGUACAACAGCGAUCUUUUUGUCCAACUUCUUCUCUCAACUCUGGCUGAUGUGGACUGAUUCAGAGCUGGGCCAUCAUGAUGCCAGUGAACUUUCUGGUCACUCAUUGGCUGACCAACUUAAUACCAGCAGCAUCAUGUCAGUGAACCCUCCGAGCAGCAAUGACGCCUGCCUCAGCAUCGUCCACAGCCUCAUGUGUCACCGGCAGGGCGGAGAGAACGAGGGCUUUGCUAAGCGGGCCAUUGAGAGCCUGGUGAAGAAGCUGAAGGAGAAGAAGGACGAGCUGGACUCGCUCAUCACCGCCAUCACCACCAAUGGUGUCCAUCCCAGCAAGUGUGUCACCAUCCAGAGGACACUGGACGGACGGCUGCAGGUGGCAGGGAGAAAAGGUUUUCCUCACGUCAUUUAUGCACGGCUGUGGCGCUGGCCCGACCUCCACAAAAAUGAACUUAAGCAUGUCAAGUUCUGCCAAUACGCCUUUGACCUGAAGUACGACAAUGUAUGUGUCAACCCCUACCAUUAUGAGAGGGUAGUGUCACCAGGCAUCGUUGGCCUCAGCCUUCAAAAUACAGCAGCACCAGGCAGCCUGAUCAAAGAGGAAUACAUCCAUGACUGUAUACAGAUGGACCUCCCACCAGGCAUGCCUCUGUCUGACCACCAAGCGGCCAUGAAGCUUCCUCCUCCAGACCACUAUGGCCAGCCCUUGCAUCCCCCGCAGCUGUCCUCUGAACCCCACGGACCCCCACCUGUCACCAGAUACACCAACCUGCCUGUCUCACCCAAAGUGUCGGGCUCCGGCUCCAUGCUCCCACUGCAGGGCGGCCACGGUGACGGCCGUCUCCAAACCGCAUCUCCACAGGCUCAAGUCAUGACCUCGGCACCACGACCUCCGACCCCGACCCAACCCCCUCCUCAGCAACAGGCUGCCCAGCAGGCCUCACAGCCCCCCCACCCACAACAACCCUCCCUACCUCCUUCUCACCCGCAUGGACAGAACGGUUACAGCAGCAAUAAACACUCGCAGAGCCAGGCGGCCUUCCACACAGUGUGGACAGGCAGCAGCACAGCCUCCUACACUCCCAUAGGACCCCAGAACGGACGUGGUCAUCAUCCAAACCACCAUUGGUCCCAGCAUCAUGGCUCCGCCUCUUUCCCUACUUCUGUGUCCAACCAUCCAGGACCAGAGUUUUGGUGCUCUAUCUCCUACUUUGAAAUGGACGUUCAGGUGGGUGAGAUGUUCAAGGUGCCCUCCAGCUGCCCGAUCGUAACCGUGGACGGUUAUGUUGACCCAUCAGGAGGCGAUCGCUUCUGCCUCGGACAGCUGAGUAACGUCCACCGCACAGACGCAAGUGAGAGAGCUAGGUUGCACAUAGGUAAAGGCGUGCAGCUGGAGUGCCGCGGUGAGGGCGAUGUGUGGAUGCGCUGUAUGAGCGACCAUGCUGUGUUUGUACAGAGCUAUUACCUCGACAGGGAGGCAGGCCGAGCACCAGGCGAUGCCGUGCACAAGAUCUACCCCGGAGCCUACAUCAAGGUGUUUGACCUGCGGCAGUGCCACAGGCAGAUGCAGCAGCAGGCAGCGACGGCUCAGGCUGCAGCUGCUGCACAGGCCGCCGCCGUGGCCGGAAACAUUCCCGGGCCAGGCAGCGUCGGAGGCAUUGCACCUGCAGUUAGUCUGUCUGCAGCGGCGGGGAUCGGUGUGGACGACCUGAGGCGCCUGUGUAUCCUGCGGCUCAGCUUCGUAAAGGGCUGGGGGCCCGACUACCCCCGGCAGAGCAUCAAACACACGCCCUGCUGGGUGGAGGUCCACUUACACCGCGCUCUGCAGCUUCUGGAUGAAGUGUUGCACACCAUGCCAUUGGCAGACCCAGGGCCUGCUAACUGAGGACCAUGACCAAGUUCAAAUUCCAAUCUGGAUUCUAUGAAUGUGCACACACAGACACACAUGUUGCCAAAUAUGCUAUCUAAUUGAUACACAAAGCAAAUCAAUGGAAACCAGGUGUUGAUGGUUUUUCCAGUGCUUUACUCUAUAAUCUAAAGUCAAACACAAGGGAGUUGGAGCUCUGAAGGUAAAGAUUCUGACCAUCUUGUCUGUCCUAAAGACAUUCAUAUGCACUGUAGAGAUCCAGGGAUGUGUUUCAAAAUUCCAGGUCCCCUAUAUGCAAUUUGGAUUUCUUCUAAUAGUAUGAGUGUUCUGCACUCAUUCAUGGAAUAUACACACGGAUGUAUACAACGUUAUCCAGGAGUGAAACACAGAAAGAGAACUGCAUACCUCUGCUAAUGCUGUGGGUAAAUUCACACUGAAUACAAACCGCAUUACAGUUCUCUUUACAUCUAAUCAACAACAGAAGUGAUGUAGAAGUAUGGAUUAAGGGAACCUAUUAUGUCAUCUCUGUGCUUGUGCCGCGUUCUUCACUGUAUGUUGAUCUAAACUGUUAGCGUUGAUAGCUGGUUAGCCCUCUUAUUAUGCUCAGCUCAAACUAUAUUAUUUUUGUACCAAAAGGCUAAAAAGCCCAAAACAUUUAGCUUUAAAGUAGUGUUGUUGUACUUUGUAAUGAAACAGUGCUACCCUGUAUGUAACCAAAUGGUUGGUGUGAAUCACCAAAGCCAAAAUACCUCAUAACUACAGUGCAAAGUCACAUUUCCUUUUACGCCUAAAGCGCACACACUUUGUUCAUCACUGACAGCUGAAGUCAAUCAAUGGAGCCCUCUGAUAGACACUCCCCUAGCUUUGUAUUUAUUGAGGUUUGUACCGUACCGUGCUGUGAUGUGCAGUCGCAGUACUAGAUGUGUUGACUGAUUUGUGUUACUGUGGAACAUUAAUUAUACUCUACAUGCUACAGCUGAAAUAAGUUGUAAUGAUGGAUGGAAAACAACCAUCAGCAGCUCCGGAGACAGAAACCCGAGUGCCUGCCUGUUCUCUGGUCUGACUGCUGAGCGUCUCACUCCAGCAGUUUAUUUCAACUGUGGGUUGUCGUCCGUGGUACCUUCAGAGCACUGUUCUUCACACGCGGCUCAACCAAUUCAGACUGUAAUUGCUGUUAUCAGGCUAAAAUAGUGUUGUUUAUUCUCAUCCAACAAAUUUGGUUUGGAAGAAGUUUGAGGAUUGAUUUGUAUUAAGUAAGAGUGCACUCUUAUUUUGAAAUAAAGGCUAAAUGAGUAGAGAGUUGAAACCAUGAGCAGCAUUAAUAUGAUUGGUUGAGUGCUUAUCAUAGGAUUCCAAUUACAUGAGGUAGGUAGGUGGGUUGCAUAGAUGUAAAACAGUAGAUGUGACAUUACGUCAUCUUACCUGGGUAUCGGUUCAAUGGCCACCGAUCUGCUGUGCAGCACUGAAUACCUUUACCAGAAGGACCAGAGAGACCAGGGAGGCCGGCAGAUUUAUUUGUGACAUACAGUCAACACGAAAACUACAAAAGCGUUAGUGAUUGUUGAUUGCUAACUCGACAGUUUUGAUCCGUUAGUUAAACAGAUCAGUUAUAGCCCAGCUACGCUAGCGAAGCUCAAAAUGUAACAUUAACGUUAAAAAUAAGUUAUUAACAUUACACUCCGUGCCAAUCUAGUGUAAAGUAAAUAUAGAAUGUGUUCAUGACAAAGAGAAGUGCUUGUAAUCCCAUUUCAUAAUAUCUCAAGACAAUCAUCAGCCAACAUAUUUAGAGGGCGUUAACAUUACACGUUCACCCAAAUGAGCUACCUUGAGUCCGUCAAUCAAUCAUCAUAUAUCAGCAUCACUUAUUUCAAUAAAGCAAAUCAAAAAAAGUAAUCCAGUCGGAGAAAGGUCAAGCUGGUCCAUAAGAUCCCCUUGAGAUGAGCGAGGCUCUCAGGAGCUUUACCCAAAAACUCCAAUAAAGCUUUUCAACUUCUCCUCUCAUCAUCAAAACAAACCUCAGGCUAGUUGACCAGAAAGUGUCUGAUGCUAAGUGCUUCCCAUAAAACUGACUCUAUUUAGCUUUUUGACAUGCAGAUAUUGCUUAAAGUGACAGUUCAAAUCAAAAUCCCAUAUGGUUCCUCUUACCUGUAGUGCUGUGUAUGGGUCUAGAUAGUUUUGGUUUGAGUUGGUUAGUAUUGGAGAUAUUGUCCGUAGAUGUCUACCUUCUCUCAAAUAUAAUGGGAACCAAUGGCACUCAGCUGGUGGUGCUCAGAACAGAAACAGAACAUUCCAGAAAUCAUGACUCAGUUAGUCAAGAUAAUCCACAGACAGUGAAACUGCUUCAAACAAGGUCUGUGGAUUAUGAUGAGUAACAUCAUGUAGUACAUUAGCCAUUCAGAAUACCAAAGACAGUUCUUACGUACUAACUUAAUUCAAAAAUAUAAGUAAUAUUAAAGUAAUUAUCUGCAACGUAACGACACAAUUAUGAGAUUCUGUUCAUAAUUGGAAGCCUGAUCUGUUCUCUUGGAGCUAUAACAAUAACAAUUCUACCAGAAUACUUGUUUUUUGGUUCAUUCUAGACCGUCACAGUUGCCGUUCACUCAGUUCCUUGAAUAGAAAACAGUAUUGAUAGAAAAAUAGGAUAUAAAGACAAUCGAAGCCUGUUUCAGGUUCCAUUUACAGCAAGUUGAACUGGUCAACUGAACCCAGGGAAGAUGGCUGCCAUAUGGUUCCUGGAAGAGCAAGUCAUUUGAACAUGUCAUCUACUAUUUCAUACCCCAAGCAUGCAGGGAAAUCUAUUUAGUUAUUUUUUUUUUCAUUUACUUCCUCUUAAACAUGUUUUCAAGUCUAUCUUAAAGGGCCAGUGUGUAGCAUUUCAGGGGAUCUAUUAGCAGGAAUGGAUUAUGAUAUUCAUAAGUAUGUUUUGAUUCAUGUAUUAUCACCUAAAACUAAGAAUCUGCAACCACACCAAGAUGCCACCAAAUCUUACACACUGUCCCUUUAAGUCCUGUACAUACAAAAAGAGAAGAGAGUUGCUGUAAGCAUCAUUGGCCAUGAAUUCAUACCUUGGUAGUGAUGGGGGCUCGAUCCACAGACCCCCUUCUGUGGACAAAUGCAGUCCCAGCUGAUAUAAGGAGUUAGUCCAAUCCAAAGUGGAUAUCUUCCAAUGUAUUUGGAUUAAAAGUAAACUCCCUCUUUGUGUUUCCCACAGACAAUGUUUUCUGGGAUGUAACGGAGGGUUAAGUUCUAGUAUUUGCUUGUCGGCUUGUAGCCAGAACCAAACCUACAUGGAUUUGUCUAACUGGUGAAACCUCAAAUUAUCUUCAGCUGCAUGUCUCUGCAUAGAAAAUGGCCUGGGUAUUUGACAUCAGUAAGUAUUUGUGUUUGGCAGGAAUCACAGCCAGUCUGCAGAGGAGAAGAGAGUACAGCAACAACACACUACAUAUGGCACAUGUACUGUAUACAGAGACAUGAGCGUAUUCUUUAAAGCCAAAACCCAGCACAGACUGCACACCUCGGAUGUACAUGUGAUUCACAUUCAAGGAGGAAAUACACCAGAGUUCAGACUGGUAGUGAGCCGGGUCUUUGGCUGAGAGCACUGUGUAGAAAGAGAUGUGCUUUAGACCCAACAACAGGGUCCACAUGUCAACAGGUACCCUCUGAAUGUGGUACACAAGAAGUAUUGCUUUGUGAUGUAGUUUCAGAUGUGAGCUGUGAGGUGUCAGGAAACACGUGUCAUCUGAUUCAGCUGCUUAACAAAGAGCAACCAUAUGCAUAUUUGUGAUUUGUGCCUUUUGUUGUCGACCGUAGACGCACCAACACUGGAAUGAAAGACAGACGCAAGUUUGUUUUGCUGUUCAUGAAGAUCGAUGUUACACAUUGUGAUUUGGUUUUCCGCUGUUCAAAAUCUUUUGAUGGUAUCCUGUGGUUCCCUCAGGUAUCUGUGUAGUUCAUUGAAGAUAUCACAAUGUGUCAAAGUGGUUAUUGACGAAUCACUCAUCAUACCUGAGUAGUAUUAUUUAUUGCCUUAGUCUUUUGUGAGUGUAAAAUAUGAAUGAGUACGCUUUGCACUGUUUUAAUAUUAGCAUGGACAACCCAAAUAGAUGUCAUACGUAUCGGUUAUGCUGCCCAUAUUCAGGGAGGUACAAGUGUUCAAGUAAUCUUUCACAGAUAAAGAGCAAACUCAUCUUCAUCUUCAGCAUCAUCGUCAGAGGUUUAUCAGGAUGUGUCCACAAAUGCUCUAAUUUGUGCGUCUGUAUUCACGUACAAGUGUGUGAACAACUCCAGCUUCAGCCUCAUUCUGCUGCCUUUGAACUGUCCGUCUGCACUCGUGGAGUCGGUACCAUCCGGUGUGUUAGCGGUGUUUGCUGCACUGUGGAAGCCCAUCAGGGACUUCUGAUAAUGUCAACUUGUCAACAUCAUUAUAACUUUCCACAUGCAUAUGUGUUAUAUGUGUAACAAUUCAAAUGCAAUAAUUCUAUAUGCAUUUUAAUUGUCGUAUGGGCAUUCCAUGACCAUAUUAAAAUGAAAAUGAAAAAGCUGUCGUACCCCACCAUACUUUUUUAAAAAUUGAAAUGCAAUCCAAACAAUGAAAAGAGGAAGUGACUGCAGACCCGUAUGAAUCAGAGCAUUGAAUAUCAUCCACUGCGCAGCAGGGAUGGCUUUGCCAAUCAAAUGACAAAUGCCGUUUUCAUUUUCAAAUUCUUAGAAAAUGGCAUUUUUAUUUGGACUAUUUAUGCAAAAUAUGCUUGUAUAAAUAGCAAAAAGUUACAUCACAUUUUCAAUUUGGAAUGUUGUCCACUGUACAGCGUGGUAUGACUUUGAAAAUUGAAUGUCAGACAGCUAUUCUAUUUUAAUAUUUUAAAUGAAAAUUCAAAUUGGAUUCAUUCAUUUUCAUUUAAGUUUUUACACAACAUUUGUAAAAUUAUAGUGCUAUUGUGUAAUUACGUUUUCAGGUUUACAUUAUGAUUUGAGUAAAUUCGCUUGUGGGCUUCCAUUCAGUUUCUUUCUGUAACGCUUCAUUUUAUGGUUCUGCAAUUUCCUAAUCGUGUUCUAGGAAGUUUCUUAUAAAGUUUUAUUUGAUACUAAUUGAAGGAACAUAUCUACAGACAUUGGAUCUUAUCUGCUCUGCACCAACUAAAAGCAAUUUAUUGGAAUUCAUUCAUUAGAAGUGUACCAACCUUUAAGUCUUUUUUGUAUACGAUUACAACCAAAUUAAAUAAUUGUCUCCAGGAAAUGUAUCAGCAUAAAACCACAUUACAAUAAAACCCUUUUAAUCAGGUGGUGCUGAUGUUUAGCCUGCAAACACACAUUGUCGUGAGUCUUGUCAGACAGGUUAAUGCAUCAAUAUGUGUCUUCUGUGUAAUCAUAUAAGACAUUUGUCAUUAUGUAAGUGUCUUUUGUUUUUAGAUAGAUAGCUAUGAAAGAUCAUUUACCAAUAUCAUUAUUUCAAUGUAGCCACUGAUUCUUUACCCUUGAAUAUGAUGAAAUUAUAAUGAUCAUAACACUAACAACUACAUUCAUCAUAUUGACACAAAUUGGAAUGGCUGAAUUGGGUUGUUACAGCUGCAAUAAACAGUUCAAAAUGCCGGCCUGGGUUGGAAGAUUCCAAUUUUACAGAUUGAAAAUAAUCUAAAUAGAAUAACCAUUUAACAGGUUGGGGUUCAACAUUCAUAUAUUGAAUUCAUUGUUUUUCUAUCUCACAAAUAAAAUACAAAAAAAUUCAUCUCAACAAUUUCAUCCCAUCCACUUUUUUAAUAUUCAGAGGCCAAUUAGUGACCCACACUGAGAAAAAGAAAUACAUCAUCUCCUUUAUAAAACAUUAAACAUGUUUAUUAUGACACUUAAACAAUAUGUGUACUAAAGAAUUGAGUUUGGCUUUGUUAGAAUAUUGUUCUUUUAAUUUUGUAAUUAUUUUAUUGUAAAAAUGUGCUGCUCUUGUACUGUUGACUGUUUAUUAAAGUACGAUGAAUAAAUGGCAUUGUCCUAAUUAUA